Messenger RNA from Meloidogyne enterolobii, 369 nucleotides. NCBI's taxonomy places the organism in Eukaryota, Metazoa, Nematoda, Chromadorea, Rhabditida, Meloidogynidae. The record is from the annotation of a GenBank genome assembly.
AUGGAAACAGAGCAAACAGAAAUUGUUAUUAUUGGUCACGUCGAUUCGAGCAAAUCAACAGUUAUUAGUCAUCUUAUUUAUAAAAUGGGUAAGCUUGGCUUGAAAACAACAAUGAAAUUUAAAGAAACUACUGGUAUAACUGAUCCUAUUAAGCUUGUCGAAGGUUUGUUUUGCUUUUUUAUAAAUUUUUCCAAAAAAUUAGCUAUAAAUGGAGAUUGUGCAGUCUUAAUCGUUGACUCUGGAAUUGGACUUAAUUACAUGGAUAAGAUUUUUUACAACAUGGGGGCAAUGCAUAUUGCUAGUAUGAAUAAUGUCAAGCAACUUAUUGUUGCUUGUAAUAAGGUAGUUAACCACCCUUUUCUGAAGUGA